AUGGAUAUAAACGAAAAGAAAACAUCUGAAGCCGUCCACGCCAGUUCAGAAGAGUUAGGCAAUAGAAAUGCCACUGAAGAAGAAGAGCAGCCUAACCAAGAGUACACAUCUAUAUUUUUCAACAGAUUUGGAAAAAUAGCCAGUAGACCACCUUACAUCCAGUUUAGCAUUAGCACCGCGCACAUAAAAAAAGAGCUGGAAGAACUAGAGAAAGAUAAAAAUGUAGACGAACACAUGCUCUUUGGAACACUGCACAGCUUAGUCUCUAAACACACAGAAGUAACAGUAGAUAGCAGUGUGGAUGAGCUGCAGGCGUCUUUAUUAUCUGAUAUAGCGACUCUUGUAUUAGAAGAGGCCGUUAUCGCCUACACAUAUGACAAGAACAAGCAUCUGUACCAAGGAUUCAGCUACUCUGCAAGAAAAGAAAAAAUCGUGCAUGCAUUGAGAGAGGCUGUGAAUGUUAUGGAGCAGAAGUGUUUCUCAAAAAAGGUAGAGAAAAGAAUCAACGCGUGGUACGAAUAUAUUAUAGGUCUGAACAAAUUAGACACUGUUUCCUAUCUUAUCCACACACGAGACUUCUUCAAUGAGAGAGCAUGCUGGGUGACUGUUAUAUACAAGCCACUGAAGGACCACUUAAGAAAGUUUGUCAACUUCUUGGAAGACAGACACCGCAUAACCCGAGAGAAAAAUCUGUUUAAAAAGCACGAUAACGGAACGUACAACAUAGACUAUGCGAUAAAUCUGCUUCUGAAGUACAGGAAAUACAUCCAAAACUACCCCACCGACCCUGAGCUGCAGAAAAAGGACGAAAUGCCAGAAAAUGACAAAAACCUUCUUGCUGCGCUGGACAAGCUGUGGCAUCUUGUUGCUGAGAUAUAUAACAAUGUGCACAUUCUCACUGAUGUAGAAAAGAAGUACGUGGAUCGGGCUUAUCUGGUAGAUUACUUUAACAACGGACCAGAGAAAGGAAAAGAUGCCAUUGCAGACCCCAUGAAGUACGAGUACAAAGAAAUACCAACUAGAAAAGACGUGGCAAAUACACUGAAAACAAAACCCUACAGAAACAGCACAAAAGAGUACAUUUUAAACAAAAUUGAAAGCUUCAGAGACCUUGUCAAGACAGGAAGUGGAAAAAAGACAAUAGUUGAUAGAAUAAACAUUACAACAAUUGUGGGCGGUCUGUUUAUCUGUGCUAUAGCAUCUACUUCUGUGCUGGCUUCACAGAUAGUAUAG
Nematocida minor is the source of this 1233-nucleotide messenger RNA. RefSeq lists its product as uncharacterized. The coding region runs from base 1 to 1233 and encodes 410 amino acids. The record is from RefSeq and is a predicted model, not a curated record. NCBI's taxonomy places the organism in Eukaryota, Fungi, Microsporidia. The transcript has a single exon.